Molecule: messenger RNA, 3509 nt
Organism: Triplophysa dalaica
Lineage: Eukaryota; Metazoa; Chordata; Actinopteri; Cypriniformes; Nemacheilidae
Product: NACHT, LRR and PYD domains-containing protein 3-like
Exons: 8
Coding region: 239-2959 (906 amino acids)
Molecular function (GO): protein binding
Source: RefSeq, a predicted model, not a curated record
UCGUAGAAGAGUCUGUGAUGUCAAUAAAACAGCCGAAGUGGACGAUCUGAUCUCCAAUCUCAUAAAAGGAAAUCUUCUUCCGUCCGCGCAGUUGUGGAUCACCUCCAGACCAGCCUCCGGGGACAAGAUUCCAGCAGAAUACAUCACACGUGUGACAGAAAUCCAGGGAUUCAACGACGCUCAGAAGGAGGAAUAUUUCAGGAAGAGAAUCAGCGACGAGCAUCAAGCCAGCAGAAUCAUGUCACACAUUAGAAGAGCGAGAAGCCUCCACAUCAUGUGUCACAUACCAGUCUUCUGUUGGAUCACUGCAAACGUUUUACAGAAAGUGCUGGAAACAGAACCUGAGCAGAUCUCUUCCUCUCUGACUGAGAUGUACACACGCUUCCUUCUCAUCCAGAUCAAUGAAAAUAAGAGGAAAUACCUGCCUGGAAUCAAACAAGAUAAUCUACCUAACCUGCACGACUCAGAUGUGGAGACUGUCCUCAUUCUUGGGCGUCUGGCCUUUGAAAACCUGUUAAAGAGCAAUCUCUUGUUCAGUGAGAAGGAGCUGAGGACGUUCGGCAUUGAUGUAAAUGAGCCAUCCGUGUGGUCUGCCGUCUGCACACAGAUACUCAUAAAGGAAGAUUCCAUGUUCUCAGAGAGCAAAUACAGCUUUGUGCACCUCAGCUUUCAAGAAUAUCUGGCGGCGCUCUUUGUGUAUCACACAAGUGUUGUGAAGAAAGUCAAUCUGCUGAAGACUCCCCGAAAGCAGCAAUACACUUUUUAUGAUGACUAUGGCGACGAGUAUGAUCUACCUGGACAUGAAGACCAAAAGACAGCUUCUGUGGAAGAGGAAAGCUUGCAUGACUUCCAGAGAUGUGCCAUCGACGUAGCUCUGGAAAGCACCAGCGGACAUCUGGAUCUCUUCCUGCGCUUCCUUCUUGGCAUCUCCCAUGACUGCUGUCAGACAUUACUAAAGUCCUUUCAGCUAACGGCGGACAGAGGUCAGCUCGAUUAUCAGAAGACAACGGAGUACAUCAGGACGAAGCUUAAAGAGGAAGACAAUCGUAAGACUCCGUCUGCGGAACGAUGCAUUAACCUCCUCUUCUGUCUGAUGGAGCUCGGGGAUCACUCCAUGAUAGAAGAGAUUCAGAGUUUUACCAUCUCUGAGCUACAGAGGGGACAGAAACUGACCGCUGCCCAAUGUUCCACUCUGGCCUACAUAAUACAGAUGUCAGAGGAGGUUCUGGAAGAACUGGACCUAAGUAAAUACAACACGACAGACGAGGGCAGGCAGAGACUGGUGCCAGCGGUGAGGAACUGCAGAAAGGCAAUAUUAUCAGCGUGCACACUCACACAGAAAUGUUGUGAGGUCAUCACCUCUGCUCUUCUAAAGCCUCAGAACUCAGUACUGGAAGAAUUGGACAUCAGUUGGCAGUGUCUGCGUGACCUUUCACCUCUCUGUCGUGGACUGGAGAGUCCCUACUGUAGACUCCAGUCUGUCAACUUCAGUCAUACCAACCUGGAGAAAAGAGGAACAUAUCUUCUUCAAUCCGCUCUGUUUGGACCUCAGAUUCAACCGCAGACACUGAGAGUGUUUUCUUGCGGCCUCAAAGACGACUGCACCAAUACUCUGGCAUUAGCACUCGAAUCGUCUGAAUCCAGACUGACGGAGCUCAAUGUUGGCUACAAUAACUUCACUACAGAUGGAGUCGAGCGAAUCUCUCGAGGUGUCUUGAGUCCCAGCUGUGAGCUAAUGAAACUCUGUAUGUCCGGCUGUCAGGUUAGUGUGGAAUCCUGCAAGCUACUGUCUUUGGCUCUGGAAGACUCAUUCCUGGUUGAUCUGGAUCUGAGCAGCAGCUGGAUUGGAGAUGCAGGACUGAAGCAGCUCUGCGCUGGAUUAUCGAGUCCUCGCUGUCAGCUGCAGAUACUGAGGCUCAGAGACUGUGCGCUCUCAGGAUUCUCGUGUCUGUAUCUGGCAGUAGCACUGAGCUGCUUCUCUGUCCUGAGAGAGCUUGAUCUGAGUAACAAUGACCUGAGGGAUUCAGGAGUGAAGCUGAUCUCUGCUGGUCUACAGAACAGUAUCCUCAGACGUUUGGGGUUGUCAGGUUGUAUGGUGACAGAUGAAGGAUGUUGUAAUUUGGCUUCAGCUCUGAGUUCAAACCCGUCACACCUGAGAGAACUCGACCUGAGCUACAAUCACCCUGGAUAUCUAGGCGUUCAAAAGCUCUCUGAUAGACGUGAUGAUACACACUGUGCUCUGGAGAUACUCAGACUGGAUCAUGUUGGACCUCUUCGAAUCAUACGGGGCCUCUGGAAAUACCACCAUGAGCUCACACUCAACCCAAUGACAACAGACUCAGCUCUGACGAUGUCCAGCGACAAUAAAGGGGUUGUUCGAUUACCUGAGGGCCAUUUUCUGUCAUACGACUCGGACUCAGAGUCUGACUCGGCGAAAGAAAAGUCCUGGUGUAAAGCGUUCUGCAGAGAAAUGCUGUCAGGUGGACGCUUCUACUGGCAGGUGGACUGGAAAGGCUUUAUGGUUUCUAUUGGAGUGAAGUUCAAGACAAAAGUCAUGAGCUUUACUAAAAAGGUUCUACACCUUUGCUGCAGCAGCGGCCAAUACGUCGCCGUGCAUGAAGACAAGUUCCAGACUAGAUCGAUAGCAAUCGGGGUUAUGCCCAAGAGCAGCACAGUCGGGGUGUUUCUGGACUGCGCAGGAGGAACGCUGUCCUUCUACAGCAUCCUCCCUCGUGGGCCAGUUCACCUUCACACUUUUCACACAGCGUUCAAUGAUCCGGUGUCACCCUACUUCGACCUCAAUGCCACAGAUCUGGAAAUCCAACCCUCGUCGGUGAUCAUUCACACGCUAGAUCCGAGUUCUGUCGUACGCACUUACAUGUUACUGUUGCCCAAAGUGAAAGAAGCAUUUGAAUGGCUUUCCUUUGACCCAUUCUCACGACGCUCAGCAUGGCGCUAAUGACACCAAAGUCAUGGGUUCAAUCCCAGGGAUGGCAAUAUACUCAGGAACAGUCACUUGGAUAAAAGCGUCUGCCAAAUUUUUAAAUGAAAUGUAAACUGUUAAUAUGUGACGGUUAACUGGACAGAGUAAAGACGACAUACUUUUGCUGGUCUACUGUAUAUUCGCCUUUGUCCAGAGCAUCAGGUCUUGCUUGGUCCCGGUCAUUAUUCUUCUUGUUCUAAUGAGCAGUAUUAAUGAAACAAUCACAUUUCAAAACAUUAUGGAUUAGAUUAUGCAUCAUAGUUUUCUGACAUUCUCAUGUAACAUUUCAUGUAAAUGUUCGUUGACAUCAACUGCACUUCUAUUUCUAAUUUAUUUUGUUCUUAUUCUUUCUAUACAUAUACACUUUAUUGUUUCUUAAAGUCUAAAGUUGUAUUUGUGAUUUUAAAUCAUUUGCAUCUUAAUGAUACGUCUUAUUUCUCUUUUUCAAUCAUUUUAUGUAAAGCACUUUGAAUUGCCCUUGUGUAUGAAAUGUGCUAUAUAAAUAAACUUGUCUUGCCUAAAUCAA